Closterium sp. Naga37s-1 is the source of this 4662-nucleotide messenger RNA. Lineage: Eukaryota; Viridiplantae; Streptophyta; Zygnematophyceae; Desmidiales; Closteriaceae. The record is from the annotation of a GenBank genome assembly.
AUGUUCGGUUCGCGCCAUCUCUCUUUCACCGAUGCCUCCUCCCUCCUCUCCUCCACCGCCGAUUCCGCCGCCGAUUCCCCAGCCGGAGGACUCAACUCCCGCCGUCCCAGCUCCCCGCUACUUAGCGUCUCCAGCGAACCUGACAUUGAGCACAGCGGCGGAGGCUCGGGGCAAGCCGGCCGCUCGAGCAGCUACGGGGGAGCGGGGGCUAUGUCGGGGCUAAGUGCGGGGGGCAUGGGGGGGGAGGCUCGGCGCGUGCGCACGCGCAUGCCGCUGGAAAACCAUGCGCCUGUGGCGCCUUCGGAAGGGGGAGUGGCGAUUCUGCGCGGGUCACUGAACACGGACCUGUCGUCUCUAUCCGCCGCGUCAGCGCUUCUUCCCUACACGCGCGACUUCAUCUUUCCGGGGGAGCUGCUGCAGGUCGUCGUUCACAGGACGCCUAUCGACCCCUUCACCCACCCCUCCUUCUCCGAACCUCCGCUUGCCGAGCUUCCCGGCGAGGCUCGGGACAGCAACGGGCAGCAGCCGUACCACCAGUCCAUACCGUCCGGAGGCUCGGGAGCGGCGAUAGGCGUGAGCGGAAGCGGUGGGGGAACGUGGGGGGAGGAUGCGCGGUGGGGGGUGGGGAUGCGCGCGGGGAAGGGGCGGAUUGGGCGCUCGGGAUUAGGGGGAGAGACUGGGAGCCCAGCUAAGGGGGGGGCAGGUCCUGAGGUAGAUCAUGGGAUGGAGGGAGGUGGGGAAGGAGGGGAAGGCGAGGGAUCCGCUGUGGUAGCUGCAGAUGGGUUGAGUGCGGUAGGGGCGUUGAGCGGAGGAGGGAGGGUGAGCGUGGGAGGGAGGGAGGACGGGGAGGUGCGGCAGCAGAGGACGAGGGAGCUGCUGGAGAUUGCACGGCGGUCGCUGUACGAUGUGCACUUGAGCGAGCCCAUCCCAGCCGCCUCACGGCCACCCAACCAGCAGCAGCAGCAACAGCAGGCGGGGAGGGAGGCAGCGCAGUCCCCGAGUGCGUAUGGGGUGAUGCCAGUGCCAGCGGAUAUUGCAGGAUACGACCCGGCCACAGCUGCAGGGCUGGGCAGGCGCGUUGUCUCCACCAGCUCGCUACCCAAUGGGGACGUCGUGGUUCGUACUCCAUCAUCCCUCCCAUGCCUCCCUCUUGUUCUCCCCAUUCUUUCCAUUCUCCUUCAUCGUUUUCCGCUACCCAACAGGGACGCCGUGGUUCGUACCCCGUGCCUCCCAUACCUCCCUCUUGUCCCCUCUCCUUCUCCCCAUUCUUUUCAUUGCUCAUCAAACGCUUUCCUCUUCCCAGUGGGGAUGUCGUGGCCUGUGCUGCUGGAAGUGGCAGUGUCCACCACAGCCCUCAUCCCAGAUGCCACUUUCGAGAUCCGCCAGUUCGAGCCGUCUCAAACCAGAUAUAAUACCACCCGCACACUCCCCCUCUUACGCAUCACCCAUGGUGCUGCUGGAAGUGGCAGUGUCCACCACAGCCCUCAUCUCCUUACUCUCUCAUUUCCACUUUCAUCACCCACGUUCCUCCCUCUCAUCACCUUUCCACCACAACAGGUGCUGCUGGAAGUGGCAGUGUCCACCACAGCCCUCAUCCCCGACGCCACUCUUGAGAUCCGCCAGUUCGAGCGCUUCCCCAUGCCCUUCGGGCCCCCCUCCGCCCCUCCACCCGCUCCUGCUCUUGCUGCUGCUGCUCCCCUCCCAUGCAUCACCCAUCCAUCAUGGCAGGUGCUGCUGGAAGUUGCAGUGGCCAGUGUCCACCACAGCCCUCAUCUCCUUACUCUCUCAUUUCCACUUUCAUCACCCACGUUCCUCCCUCUCAUCACCUUUCCACCACAACAGGUGCUGCUGGAAGUGGCAGUGUCCACCACAGCCCUCAUCCCCGACGCCACUCUUGAGAUCCGCCAGUUCGAGCGCUUCCCCAUGCCCUUCGGGCCCCCCUCCGCCCCUCCACCCACCCCUGCUCUUGCUGCUGCUGAUGGCACUGCUGCUGCUGCUGGCGAUGGUUCCGACGCUGCUGCUGCUUCUGCCGAUGGUGAUCUGCUCUUCUGGCUCUUCCCUUUGGAGCGCCUUCCUCCCAACUCCACCACUCCGUCCCCUGCUGCAGCAGCCAGACCCGCCAUUCCUCUCCCUGCCGUCGCCACCUCUGGUUGGGGCACCCCAUCCGCUUUCAAUUUCACCUCUGCCGCUCCCCCGACCCCCUCGGUCGCCCCUAGCACGCCAGUCGGCUUCUCCCUCUCUCUCCCCCGCGUUUCCGCCUCCUCCUCCUCCGGCCUAGCAGCAGUCAGCGCUGCUGCCACAACAGGGAAUUCCCCUUCCAAUUCCCCCAAAAAACGCACCUCGUCAACGUUUCGAGACGACGGAGGUGGAGCGGGAGGCGGGGGAGGGGGGACGGUCUUGGGCGGGUUGGCAUGGGGGACGCAUGAGACGGGGGCGGUGGGAUGGGAGGGGCUUCUCUCGUUCCGAGGGGUGCCUUUAGAGCCGCAGAGAUUCAGUGGGAACUGCGGGCGGCUGGGGCCGUUUGUGCCUGGGAGGAAGUGGGUGCGGGGCGUGCGGGUGCUGCAGCCGCUGUGUGUGGAGAGUUAUACAGCGGAGUGUGGGCAUGAGGAUGUGAUCUGCGUCAUGGUUGAGAACAUUCUCCCGCGUGAGGGAGCAACAGCGGGCGUGAUUCUGUACGUGGACAGCAUAAGUCUGGAGGCGCGCUCCUCAGUCUCCAUGUCGCUGCAGCAGUCCCUCCCCGUGCACGUCGCCCGCCUCGAGAGCGGCUCCAGCAAGGAGGCCCUCCCGGGCCUGCCCCUCCGGCCGGGCGAGCAGCACUCGUUCAUCAUCACCCCACAGUGCUCCGGCAACGCACAGAUCGUCAAGGCCCCUUCCGGAGCAAACAAGGACGCAGGCGGGCGGGGCAGACGACCAGGCGGAGCAGGAGCAGGAGGAGGGAGCGCUAAAGGGGGCCCGCUAUCAGGAGGGAACGAGGGCUCGAGCAACUCGCUUGCGGCAGCGUUUUCGUUUGGACGGUUGACGGAGAAGGCAGCGGUUUUGGAGGAGGAGUCGGAGGGGGAGGACAUGCCGGUGGAUUCUUCGCCAGAAUAUUCGCUCAUCAUCAGCUGCAGCUGCUCGCACACAGCUGCCCAGCUGCGGUACCGCCACCCCCUCGCAUGGCGCCCGCGGCCCCCUCGGGACCUGCUCCUCUCCAUCUCCCCAGACAACAUCUCCUGCUCCCCCACCUCCUCCACCUCCUCGUCUUCAUCCUCACUCCUUCCUGCUUCCACAAAUUCCACUGCUGCCUCCUCCUCUUCCUCCUCCUCUGCAUCUGCCUCCUCGCAUGUGCACACUCUCCCUGAUGGCAUGCUUGUUGCUGCUCCGCCCGCUUCUGGCCAGUGCUCUAGGCCUCUGACCGUGCGAGUGCGAGUGACCAACCUCACGGCCUCGGAUCUCAACCUCACGCUCCUCGCUCCCACCACUCUCGCUGCCACUUCCCUCUCUCGCGUCUGCUUCCCCACCUCCCCGCGCCACUCCUCCAAUCUCCUCACUGCGGAUCCCACCACCGAUCCUUCGCUGCUGGGCCAGCAGCAGCCAGGGCAGGGGCAGGGGCAGGGGGGGGAGGAGGGGAGUGAGGACGAGGAGGGAUUAUCUCCUCCCAUGUCGCCUCUACGGGUGUUCAAGUCGUCGUCCCUUGCUGCCACUCUGGACCCCCCUGACGGCUCCAGAUCGCUCCUUCUCCCCGACUUCCUCCGAAACCGCUCCCUCCACCCGAAGCCGCUCCCCUCGCUCACCUCCGACUCCUCAGCCACCAAACCUCAGGGCAUCAGCAGCAGCGGCAGCAUAGGCGAGGGGUCUGCUCAGAACCUGCCGGUUUCGGCUUCAGGAUCAGGAGGAGGGGGAGGGGGAGCGGGAGCGGGAGGGGAGGGAGGGGAGAGGAGUGUGUCGGCAGCAGAGCUGGUGGCCAUGCAUGUGCCUCACAGGACGCACCUCUGGCUGCAGUCCGUCGUUCCCAUGGGGUCAGCUUCUCCUCCCUUCACAGCUUCACUUUCCUUCACGUCGUUUCACCGAGACACCUCCCUUCACCUUCCCACGCGUCUCACUCUUCCCACUCUUCCGUUUCCACUCCCUUCUCUAUCACUUCGCGAACCCCGCGCCCUCCCCACCCCUUCCGCAGCGUUCUCCGUCCUUGGCUCUCUCUUCCCCAUUGUUGUCUCACUUGCGUGCUCUCCUUCCCAUCCCGCCCUCGUUUUGCCAUUCUUCUUUGCACUGGUCGCCCAGCCAUCGCCUGGUGUUUCACUCUUGCUGCUGCACGCCCUCUCCGCUUGCGACCCCUCUCCAUCCCCCUUGGUCUUUCCCCUCCGUCAAGGUGCCGGCGCUGGGCACAUCGGAGGUGCGCUCUUUCUCCCUCCUUUUUCCAUCUAUCAACACCUAAAUCUAUAUUUAGACUUAUCAACCCGCGUUCAAGCACGUCAGCCUCAUAACCCCCUCCUCCCCUUCCCUCCUUUCCCUCCUUUCCCUCCCUUCUUCCCCUCCUCUGCUCCUUUCCUCCCUCUCAUCUCCCCCCCCCCCCUCCCCUCUUCUUUCCCUUCCCCCUCUCUCCUCCCACUCCCGUCCCUCUCCCCCCUCUUUCCCCCUCUCUUCUAUCUCCUGCCGGCCCACAGACACGCUGUUCUUCCCUGA